Messenger RNA from Spinacia oleracea (spinach), 1659 nucleotides. Its product is annotated as dof zinc finger protein DOF4.7. Gene Ontology annotation, molecular function: DNA-binding transcription factor activity; DNA binding. Lineage: Eukaryota; Viridiplantae; Streptophyta; Magnoliopsida; Caryophyllales; Amaranthaceae. The transcript has a single exon. The record is from RefSeq and is a predicted model, not a curated record. Gene Ontology annotation, biological process: regulation of DNA-templated transcription. The coding region runs from base 230 to 1393 and encodes 387 amino acids.
UGUCCAACUAAAGCUUCCCCCCACUUGGCACUUGCUCUUUUAUCCUCCUCCUUUUCCAACUCAAAUUGAACUUGCAAAAACCCCAAAGCUCAACAAAAACAAAACUCAUUCCUUGCUUUUGCUUUUCCACUUUGCUAAUUAGUUGAUCUCAAAAAAGACUCUAAUUUCUUUGUUAUCAUACCAUCUUUUACACUAAAUUUAAGGAAACCAAAAAGAAAAAAAAAAAGAGAUGAUCCAAGAACUAUUGGGAGGAACUAGUGUUCCUACAAGUUUUUUAGGUGAGAGAAAGAUUUCCAUCCCUUUCUCUUCUCCUCCACCUCAUUCAACCACACCAAUUCUCACCACCACUUCCACUUCCAUUGCAACAUCAUCAACUCCGUCAUCAUCACCACUCUUGCCCACCGCAACCGGUGGCAAUAACAACAACACCACCACCGCUUCCGAGGCGUCUAACGCUAGCCAGCAAAAUCUGAGGUGCCCUAGAUGCGACUCAACUAACACCAAGUUCUGUUACUACAACAACUACAACCUCACCCAACCUCGCCAUUUCUGCAAGACUUGUCGGAGGUACUGGACCAAAGGUGGGACCCUCAGAAACGUCCCCAUUGGUGGCGGCUGUCGGAAGAACAAGAGCACCAUUGUAAGUGGCUCAACUUCUUCUUCUUCAGGGUUAGUCAAGUCAUCCUCAAAUGCAAUGGCUAAAGCCAAAGCGAGUUUAUCAACCGAGUUGCUAGUGAACGGGAACCCGGGUUUUCUUGGAAAUGGGUUGUUGGAUCACUUUCACCAUCAUCAUUCGGAUCUCCAUUCAGCUUCUUCAAACCCAAUCCUUUGGCCUUCUCUUGAACAAAACUCCCACAUCUUGUCUUUGCUUAGAGGGUCAAAUCAAUUCCAUAACCCUAACCCUAACCCUAACCCUAUAUCAAAUGGUUUCGUUUCUGUUAAAACUGAGGGCACGAACCUCGGGUUGGAUUCGUAUGGUAACGGAUCUCUACUCGGGUCAUUCCAAAGGAGCAACCAACACCAAGUAAACGGGUACUCAUCUGGGGUUGUUCCAGAUUUUGGGAACAAUCAUAAUAAUAAUAAUAGCAAUAGCAAUAGCAAUAUUCUAGAGCUGUAUCAGAGGCUAAAAUCAUCAAGCAACAAUAAUUACAAUAAUUAUUGUGGUAAUGAAAACAAUCAAGGGACGACAACGACGAUGAUUUUAGGAAAUAUGGUGGGAGGAUCAACAUCGCCUUCUUCAUCUUCUUCCCCAAUGCAUUCGACAAUAUUGGAUUCAGCGCCUGUAGGAGGUGGUGGAGAUCAUAACUAUGGAGGUUAUAGCUUCAUGAAUUCUCCUGCAAUGUCUGGUUGGUCUGAUUACCCAAUAGCACCUAUUAAUGGUGCAUAUCCUUGAAACUAUAUUAUACAUAUAUAAAUGGCUACUUAGUUUACUUUUAUUUGUUCUUCUUGUUGUUUAUUGGGGGGGGUGUUAAUGUAACUUUUUUUUACUUUGUUUUUCUAUGAGUUGCCUUUUGGUGAUUGUUUCUCUUAAUUGUAGUUAGUUAGUUUGGGGUUUGUGGUAUAUGAUCGAUGAAUUAAUAUGGCUAAUUACUCCUUUUGAUCCUUGUAAUGAUAUUUGUUCUUGUUUUAUACAUUUUGUGUAAGCUUAAUUUUCAGUUA